GAUGUCCCCUGUGUCCCCAGGGACCUGGCGGUGUCCCGGCCCCUGCGGGUGGAGCUGCCGCGCUCCAUGGCCGAGGUGGUGACAAACUGGAACCUGCCCAUGUCCCGCUGGCUGCACACCUACGUGUUCCAGACCGCUCGCUGCCUGGGCACCUUCGCCGCCGUGCUGGGCACCUACGCAGCCAGCGCCCUGCUGCACGGCCUCAGCUUCCACCUGGCUGCGGUGCUGCUCUCCCUGGGCCUCAUCACCUACGCCGAGCACGGUCAGCGCUGGCCCUUUAAGGGGCGGGGCCAGGGGGUGGGGGGGAUUUGGGGGGUCCCUGAAGUUUUUGGUGUCCUACAGACGCUGUGGGUGUGGGGGGUGAACAGGGGUGUUGGGGGUCCCUGCAGAGGUUUUGAGGUCCCUGAGGUUUCUGGGCUCCCGCAGACGCUGUGGGUGCGGGCUCUGAACGGGGCCCUGGGCGCCCUGGCCCUGUUCCACCUGUCCUACCUGGGCGCCCUGUUCGAUGUGGAGGCUGAGGACGCCGUGGAGGAGCAGGGCUACGGCAUGGCCUACACGGUGCGCAAGUGGUCCGAGCUGAACUGGGCCAGCCACUGGGUGACGCUGGGCUGCUGGGUGCUGGCCCGGCUUCUGCGCUGAGGCUCUGCGAGGCCACUGGGAGCCACCGGGGGCAAACUGGGAACACUGGGAGCACCUGGGCACGCCUGGGAGGACCGGGCGCCACAGAGAGCGCGGCCGCUCCGCCCCGCCGGAAGCGCCUCUCGAUGGUCCCAACUUCCGCUCCGGGGGGUUUCCCGCCCUUUCUCGGGCGGAAGUGGCGCCGCGCGGCCGCUCUGGGACUAAUAAAGCCUCGCCUC
Messenger RNA from Pyrgilauda ruficollis (rufous-necked snowfinch), 857 nucleotides. It is a transcript of the gene PORCN, whose product is annotated as porcupine O-acyltransferase. Gene Ontology annotation, molecular function: palmitoleoyltransferase activity; Wnt-protein binding. Gene Ontology annotation, biological process: Wnt protein secretion; canonical Wnt signaling pathway; lipid modification. Lineage: Eukaryota; Metazoa; Chordata; Aves; Passeriformes; Passeridae. Gene Ontology annotation, cellular component: membrane; endoplasmic reticulum. The annotation marks the transcript as partial. The transcript is spliced from 5 exons. The record is from RefSeq and is a predicted model, not a curated record.